AUGGGCUCGCUGCUGGUGAUACGCAUUCUGCUUUUUCUUGCUGCAGCAGCUGCAGAUUGCUUUCACAAGGACCAUGACGAGGAACUGCGACUGAUCAAUGUAAACGGGGAGAACUUCGCUUUCCCCUUGGCAUAUGGCUCGUGGAGUUCUGCAGGGCCCGUCGCUCGCAUCAUUCAAAUCAUCCUGGAGGAGGAGCUGCGCAUCGCCGUGCAAAUGAAUCAGUUUCGGUCCAGCACGGACCUCCUCAAGCAAACGCUGGGCUGCACAGAUGCGCAGGGAAAUGCGCGAAGCGCCCAGGAUCUCUGCGAGUGGGGCAACCAGGACCCACCACUGUUCUCAUGGGCGGCCGUGGAAGUCUGGCCAACGACAGAGGAGAACAAGAGGUUAAGGCGCCUGUUGGGCACAGGGCAUGCUAUGGGCUACCAGACAUUCCCCGGUCUGUACACCCAGAAGCACGUCGUAAAGGACGGGCUGGCCGGACAGGUGCCCCUUGCACGUGGCGAUUGCCAUCAACAGCUGCGAAGUUCCAUAAGCCUUCCUGUGAUAUCUGUCAUCCCUCGAUGA
This is a messenger RNA of Symbiodinium sp. CCMP2592, 564 nucleotides long. The record is from the annotation of a GenBank genome assembly. Lineage: Eukaryota; Dinophyceae; Suessiales; Symbiodiniaceae.